AUGGGGAUGAAACAUGCCAGAGACUACAAUAGGAGGUACUCCGAGGCUUACGGUCUUAGUUUGGAGCAAAACCGCAUGCGCAAAUUGCGAGAACGUCUAAACCAGUGGACCUGGUCACCAGCUCCUGUUGAACCAGAAAGGCCAACAAUCAGAGACCUCAAAUCCCUCUACGAAUCCCUCACUGGUGAAAGGUACGAAGGCAACAGGAUGGGAAUCGGCGGAAACAACAAUGGUGUAGGCUCUGGUGUGAAUAAUGGAAAACCUAGAAGGUUAGGGGGUGUUCCUUUGAUCAGAACAACGUCGUCCGGAAAUACUCCAUGGAGCCCUGGGGCACACACGGCAGGCGUCGAAGAGCCUUUGACAUUUUUGGAAAGCAUUCAGGAAAUGAGCGAUAAUAUGCUUAACAAAUCAUUCAAUGUGGUUACUCUAAAUUCCGACAAAAUAUCGAGAGACUUACCGAACUCCUCGGGGGCUCCGAACGUGACCCGUCGCAAAUUUGUGGUGACUCCGGCAAAAGUGGAUCCUUUAGACCAGUUUUCAAAAAAUCAAUUAAUUGUGAAUAAAGAUCAUAAUAGUGUUCGUGCUGUUGAAGAUCCAAAUAAGACUUUGACGGAUGCAGAUUCUACAAGUACAAAUACUACAUUUGUUGUGUCCAGUGUUGUAUCUGAAACAUAAAAUUUGAGGUUAAGUAUAUAGUAUAUAAACUUCAACAUUGUUUUAAUUUUUAAAUAACUUAAUAAUUGUAAUACCUUAGUGCCAGCAAAUAGUGCUUUAAUUAUAAUGUUGCUUUUAUUUCUGGUAAAAAUAAUAUUUAUAAUUUAAAAGUACAAC
Messenger RNA from Ctenocephalides felis (cat flea), 831 nucleotides. RefSeq lists its product as uncharacterized. The transcript is spliced from 4 exons. The coding region runs from base 1 to 675 and encodes 224 amino acids. NCBI's taxonomy places the organism in Eukaryota, Metazoa, Arthropoda, Insecta, Siphonaptera, Pulicidae. The record is from RefSeq and is a predicted model, not a curated record.